This is a messenger RNA of Ahaetulla prasina, 3844 nucleotides long. RefSeq names its product kelch like family member 7 (gene KLHL7). The record is from RefSeq and is a predicted model, not a curated record. Gene Ontology annotation, molecular function: protein binding. Gene Ontology annotation, biological process: protein ubiquitination. The transcript has 12 exons. Bases 195 to 2033 code for a protein of 612 amino acids. Gene Ontology annotation, cellular component: Cul3-RING ubiquitin ligase complex. NCBI's taxonomy places the organism in Eukaryota, Metazoa, Chordata, Lepidosauria, Squamata, Colubridae.
UGCGCUGUCCGCUGAUUGUCAGUGCGGUAGUGCCUCAGUUCGGCCGCUUGCCUCUUAGGUCGAGGAAGCUAUCAUUGCUUCGCGCCGGUUCCUGCAUUUUCGUCUUGUGUGAACCCGCGUCGGUGUGAGGAAGUCCUCGUUACCUUGAAGGCAAGAAGAACAGGCAGAAGGUGGGAAAGAAGAGGGAGGAGACCAUGGCGGCAUCCGUGCCAGAUAAAAACAUCAAGAAGAAAACGGAGAAGAAGCUGGCUGCCCGAGAGGAAGCCAAAUUGUUGGCCAGUUUCAUGGCGGUUAUGAAUAACAUGAGGAAGCAAGAAGUAAAUAUAGUUCCGUCUGAGCAACUUUCAUAUUGUGGAGUUCAACUUCCAGAAUUCGCCAGGCAGCAAGAUAAGAAAACGCUAUGUGACGUUAUAUUGAUAGUCCAGGAAAGGAGGAUCCCAGCUCAUCGGGUUGUACUUGCUUCAGCCAGUCACUUUUUUCACUUAAUGUUUACCACAAAUAUGAUUGAAUCAAAGUCAUUUGAAGUUGAAUUAAAGGACGCUGAGCCAGAUAUAAUUGAACAGCUGGUGGAGUUUGCUUAUACUGCAAGAAUUUCUGUGAACAGCAACAAUGUCCAAUCAUUGCUGGAUGCAGCAAAUCAAUAUCAAAUUGAACCUGUGAAAAAAAUGUGUGUAGAAUUUUUAAAAGAGCAAGUGGAUGCUACAAAUUGUCUUGGUAUAAGUGUAUUAGCAGAGUGCCUUGACUGCCCAGAACUGAAGGCCACUGCAGAUGAUUAUAUUUAUCAGCACUUCACAGAGGUGUACAAGACCGAUGAAUUUCAGCAGUUAGAUGUUAAACGUGUGACACAUCUCCUCAAUCAAGAUACUCUGACUGUAAGAGCCGAAGAUCAGGUUUAUGAUGCUGCUGUCCGUUGGUUAAAGUAUGAUGAGCCAAACCGUCAGCCCUUCAUGGUUGAUAUUCUUGCUAAAGUCAGGUUUCCUUUAAUUUCAAAGAAUUUCCUUAGUAAAACAGUUCAGGCAGAGCCACUUAUACAGGACAACCCAGAGUGUCUCAAAAUGGUUAUAAGUGGAAUGAGAUACCAUCUCCUUUCUCCAGAAGACAGAGAAGAAUUGGUGGAUGGGACUCGUCCAAGAAGGAAAAAGCACGAGUACCGUAUCGCCUUGUUUGGAGGAUCACAGCCGCAGUCAUGUCGAUACUUCAAUCCAAAGGAUUACAGCUGGACAGACAUCCGAUGUCCCUUUGAAAAGCGGAGGGAUGCAGCUUGUGUUUUCUGGGAUAAUGUAGUUUAUAUUUUGGGUGGUUCACAGCUUUUUCCUAUAAAACGAAUGGAUUGCUAUAAUGUUGUUAAAGACAGCUGGUACUCCAAACUGGGUCCUCCAACUCCUCGUGACAGCCUUGCAGCAUGUGCAGCAGAGGGUAAAAUUUACACAUCUGGUGGUUCAGAAGUAGGAAAUUCUGCUUUAUAUUUAUUUGAAUGCUAUGAUACAAGAACAGAAAGUUGGCAUACAAAGCCCAGUAUGCUGACUCAGCGAUGCAGUCAUGGGAUGGUAGAAGCAAAUGGCCUGAUUUAUGUAUGCGGAGGAAGUUUAGGGAACAAUGUUUCUGGAAGAGUGUUGAGUUCCUGUGAAGUGUAUGAUCCAGCAAAGGAAACGUGGACUGAGCUAUGCCCAAUGCUUGAAGCCCGAAAGAACCAUGGUUUGGUGGUGGUGAAAGAUAAAAUAUUUGCUGUAGGGGGGCAAAAUAGCUUAGGUGGCUUAGACAGUGUGGAAUACUAUGAUAUUAAACUGAAUGAAUGGAAGAUGGUUUCCCCAAUGUCAUGGAAAGGUGUAACCGUAAAAUGUGCAGCCGUGGGUUCCACAAUUUAUGUUCUUGCUGGAUUUCAGGGUGUGGGUCGCUUGGGGCACAUCCUUGAAUAUAACACUGAAAUUGACAAAUGGACACCAAACUCUAAAGUUCGUGCUUUUCCAGUGACCAGCUGUUUAAUUUGUGUAGUUGAUACUUGUGGAGCAAACGAGGAGACAUUAGAAACUUAAAAACUUUAGGAUUAUCAAAAAUGUUCCUGAAAGAAAUUGCUAUUUGUUUUAUUCUACUUUUUAGUUGUGUUUUGCCAGUCCAUAAUAUGGGGAAAAAUUGGAAUGUAAUUUUCAUUAUUAGUUUAACUUUUUUUAUAAUUUGAGUUUUCUCAUUUAAGUACUGUUCUUUAGUGUCCCUUCUAUGCAUUGGAACUAUUUCAAUUUCUCCAAAUGAGGAGUGAAGAGAAAUGAAAAUUUCUGAAUAUGCCUAUAUAAUAUUUUCAAAAAACAACUGUCUAAUAUGCAUUGCAAAUUAUUUUAAGAAUAACUCUUCAUUAAUCUUCAUUUUUCAUUAAAAGCACUGACCUUCUUCAAGUAGACAACUCCCAAAACAAAGUAUUAAAGCUAUAUGUUGCUCAAACUAGUGAUCAGGAUGCCGUUUCAUCACAGAAUUCAAGUUCUGUAAUUUUGUUUCCAAUAAUUGAAAUAGUUUAAGUUAAUUCCAAUACUAUUAAUCUUCUCUUAUUGCAAUAACAAAGUAUUGUUAUUGUACAUGAGCAUUCUAUCUCUUUAAAUGCUUGUAUCACAUAACCAAAGUGGUGUUAAGGAAGAGGCAAAUAAUUUCCUGAACAUUCUUAAUUCUAUCUGCACAAAGAUUUAUUAUCUGGCGUGCUGUUCCAUUAUAUUCUUUCAAACAUGCAUCUUCGAGCUGAUGAUUUUGGUAAGUGCAUCUACUUUCUGAAAUAUUACAGGUAUAAACAAGAUAAUAUGGUAACUUUCUUUUAUUUGCGAAUGAAUGUAGGUAGGGAUGCCACAGUGGAAAAUUUCAUAUAUUUUUUUUAAAAUUCUGUUUUUAAAGUUUUGUCCUGAACUGCAAUCCAUUUAAUUUUUGUCUUUUGUUUAUGAAUUGAAAUCUAUGCUACUUAAAAUCUGCAUAGUUUUGAUCUGAUUUCCUUUCUUCAAGCUACUUAUAAAAAUUCAUAAUCAUUUCUUACAUGUCACUAAGAUUGCAGUAAGGUUUCAAAACUAUAUAUGUACUUUAAAAGUACUCAUUUAUAAACUUGCAUAUGAGAAUGUUGAAUGAUAGCACUUACGUAUAAAACUUUUUGGGGUAUAAAUAUACAUUGCUUUGCCUAAUUUUUCUUAGCAUAUUUUUGCGGUUAAGAGGAAGAGAAAGAGAGAGAGACUGAUUUCUUCUAGAUUGAAAUGUUUAUAUUGAACCAGGUAUAACUUUGUGUAUCUUCUUAGUUUGGCUUUGUAUUAUGAAAAUCUGAACGUAGUACUUUAAACAACUCUGUAUGCUUGCAAAGAGGGAUACAAAUUUAAUUUUCUAACAAUUUUUAAGUUGGAUUUAAUUUAAGUUGGAUUUAAAAACAAAUUCUUAAACUGAGGUGCAUUUUUUUUCCAAUUAAUAGAUUGUCCAAAAAUUUAAAAAAAUAUUAAUAGAUGUAAUUUUCAAGCAAUGAAAAUGCAAAAAGGAACUUAAUCCAGCUCAUUAACGAAUAAGAUUCCUUUAUUUACUUUAUGAAACAGGAACAGUUUCAUAAAAUCAAUAUAAACUAAUGCAAGUUUUCCAUAGGUUUACAUUUCUACAUGUUAUUUGUUUAGGAAGACUGUGAUAGAUCUGUUUCAUUGUGAAUGUUCAUGCAUUGUAAUGUUCAUAGUUUAUGGACAUUAUGAGCAAAAGUUUUCUUGUUUUUGUGUACUGGGCAUCUAUUAAAAGAUCUUGUAUAUUGAAUAAUUUUGUUAUGUAUCAAAAUUCUGAAAGUGAAGCAAAUACCUCAGUGAGGCUUUUGUGGUCAGUUAAUUUUAUUAAAUAUUUGUUCCUAAAA